Molecule: messenger RNA, 804 nt
Organism: Volvox carteri f. nagariensis
Lineage: Eukaryota; Viridiplantae; Chlorophyta; Chlorophyceae; Chlamydomonadales; Volvocaceae
Exons: 4
Coding region: 1-804 (267 amino acids)
Biological process (GO): carbohydrate metabolic process
Source: RefSeq, a predicted model, not a curated record
AUGUCCCAUGCGCGCAAUUUCCGAAACACGCUUCCCGACUAUACGCCGCGCGCCUCAACAGCGGCAGGCCCAGAAGCCGAUUUUUCAACUUUUGCCUCUUCUGUGCCGCGCGCGGCGCUGCUGGGCCUUUUCCAGGAGACUUUUGAGGCUGUACAAGGUUAUCGUACGUCCAACCCCACAAUCUACACCGGCUCAGCAGGGGUCGCCCUGGCCAUGUGGCACGCACGACGGAGCCUGAUGAGGCAUUGCCAAGCGUGUGGAGGAGGCGACCAUGCCGCCGCCAUCGCCGCCGCGACGGCGGCGGCGGCCCCCGUGGAGCCCACCGCCGCCGGCGCCGUUAGCCUGGACGCUGCUGCGCUGGCGGCCUUGCCGUCGGCCCUGCUUGCGGCUGCGCUGGAUCACGUCCGUACUGCCGUCAAGAGUUUGACCCAGGGGGGCCCCAGGAACUACUCACUGAGUCGCGGGUCCCGCGGCGGCAGCAUGCUUGACGGUGGCGCCGGCGUGCACAUGACGGCGGCACUAAUACUGCACGACGCUGCCUUGUCUGCUGGUGCUACUGAUGCUGAUGCUCUGCUUCGCGAGCGAGACUCCCAUUUGCGGUCUUUCCUUGAUGCCUACCCGUCCCUCCCGUCCCUCUUUGUCUCGCGAAAUGAUGGACAACUCCUAACGGCAACGAUGGCUGUCACCGCAAUGGGCACCGCAGCUGGCAAUGGACAGCGAGAACGACGAGUACUUGUACGGCAGAGCAGGAUACUUGCAGGUGGUGGCAACCACAUGGCGCCCAGCUGCUCCGGGCAGUACUAG